GAACGUGCCCACACUCACCACCCUACACAUCUAUCUCUCAAUCCUUCUCCCCUUCCCUCACCUGCCCUCCCCUUCCCUCGCCUGCCCUCCCCUUCCCUCACCUGCCCUCCCCUUCCCUCACCUGCCCUCCCCUUCCCUCACCUGCCCUCCCCUUCCCUCACCUGCCCUCCCCUUCCCUCACCUGCCCUCCCCUUCCCUCACCUGCCCUCCCCUUCCCUCACCUGCCCUCCCCUUCCCUCACCUGCCCUCCCCUUCCCUCACCUGCCCUCCCCUUCCCUCACCUGCCCUCCCCUUCCCUCACCUGCCCUCCCCUUCCCUCACCUGCCCUCCCCUUCCCUCACCUGCCCUCCCCUUCCCUCACCUGCCCUCCCCUUCCCUCACCUGCCCUCCCCUUCCCUCACCUGCCCUACCCUUCCCUCCCCUGCCCUACCCUUCCAUCUUCCCCCCCUCCUCCCCACCCAACUCUCACCUGGCCUCCCCCGCCAGGCUCCCAUCUGUCAUUCGUUCCGCCUUACCCGCACCCCCCUUCCACAUGCUCCCCCCACCCUGCCCUGCCGCCCCGGCCUGUCUCCCCGAUCCCUUUCGCGGCGGGGACAGGUCCGGCGAGUCUUGUCUGGCUCGUCGACGAGGUGGGGAGAGGUUUGGCGAGUCUUGCCUGGCUCGGCGUCGAGGGGGAGAGAGGUCCGGGGUGGCCUGCCUGGCUUGGCGUCGGGGUGGAGACAGGUCCGGGGACGCUUGCCUGGUUCGGCGACGAGGCGGGGACAGGUCCGGUCUGGCGAGCCAUGCCUGGCUCGGGGAGGAGGAGACAGGUCUGGUGAAUCGUUUCUGGUUCGGCGUGGGGGAGACAGGUCCGGUGAGCCCUUUCUGCCCCUUCGAGGAGGCGACAGGUCUGGCGGAACGGCUCUGGCUCGGAGGGGAGGAGACAGGUCCGGUGAGUCAUGCCUGGCUCGGCGAGGGGGGGAAAGAUCAGAUGAUUGGGCUUUUCUUCUCCGAGGCGGGGACAGGUCCGGGCUGUCAUGCCGCCCUCUCCUGCCUCGGCGAGGAGGCGACAGGUCCGGAGAGUCUUCUCUGGUUCGGCGCCUAG
Closterium sp. Naga37s-1 is the source of this 1084-nucleotide messenger RNA. The record is from the annotation of a GenBank genome assembly. NCBI's taxonomy places the organism in Eukaryota, Viridiplantae, Streptophyta, Zygnematophyceae, Desmidiales, Closteriaceae.